AUGCGAGUCUGCAGUGUCGAGCGCUGGAGAAGAUACGAGCAUCACUGCAUGCAGACUGACAGCUGUCCCUGUGCUGUGCUCAAUCAAACCAUUCUUCACCACAUCGACAAACAGGAGCCUCUCAGAAAGUGCCUUCUUUUGGAGAAGAGGGGGAGGACAGUUUAUCCCUUCAGAUCGCUGGAGCUACUUGAUUGCAGACUAACUGAAUGGUCUCUGGAAAGAUUAGGUAAGGCUGCAGGCAUCAGCUACCUCACCAAUCUCUGCCUGGACUACACACGCAUGGGACAGGAAGGGUUGAAAGGUUUGCUGACUGGAGGUUUGGGGGCCAGUCAAAUAUCUUCCCUGAGUUUGUGUUAUUGUGGUUUGGGUUCAUGGAGCGGAGCUCUGCUAGCUUCACUCCUCACCAACAGUCCUGUGAGGGAGGUCUACAUCAAUGGCAAUGAGCUGCAGUGUGGGGGUGCCAUUGAGCUGCUGAAACCUGUGGCUGAAAACAGCCAAAAACUGGCAGCGAUCCAAAACAGGACCACAUCCAUCACAGAUGAAACAGAGUUGAUCUCCCAAAGGAGCAAUACAACAUCUUCCAGACAAAAGAAAGCAAAGAGCAAAGGGAAGAAGACAAAGAAGAAAAGAGAAAAAACCAAGAGCGGCCAUGGCGCUGCAGGGGGCCUGUGGCUAGAGAAGCUGCACAUGUUUGAUAAUUCCAUUGAUAACUCAGGACAGGAGGAACCAAAUGAACUAACUCGAUUCAUGGAGCUCCUUUGCAUGUAA
Messenger RNA from Sinocyclocheilus grahami, 768 nucleotides. RefSeq lists its product as uncharacterized. The transcript is spliced from 7 exons. The coding region runs from base 1 to 768 and encodes 255 amino acids. NCBI's taxonomy places the organism in Eukaryota, Metazoa, Chordata, Actinopteri, Cypriniformes, Cyprinidae. The record is from RefSeq and is a predicted model, not a curated record.